AUGGCAAAUAGUUCACAAUCUGUUAUACAAGAUGUUAAUUCAGUUUAUUACAUUCAUCCAUCUGAGAAUCCCACAGUUUCUUUGGUUUCUGAAAAAUUCAAUGGAGACAACUAUGCAGAUUGGAAGAAAGGAAUGAUUUUGGCGUUUUCUAUGAAGAAUAAGCUUGUGUUCAUUGAUGGAAGCUUAACUAAACCAGAUUCUGGAGAUCCAAUGUUCAAUGCUUGGGAAAGGUGCAACAACAUGGUGAUAUCUUAUCUCUUGAGAUCCAUGGAUAACACAUUGUCCAAAAGUGUUAUGUUCUUUGCAACUGCUGAAGAAAUCUGGAAAGAUCUUGAAGAUAGAUAUUCAAUCAUAUCAGGUCCUCAAUUUUAUUCAUUACAGCAAUCCUUAAAUCAAAUCUCUCAAGGUAAUACUUCAGUAUCUGAAUUUUUUACCAAGAUUAAAGGAAUGUGGGAUCAGAUUAGUGCUGCCAGGCCAAUUCCUGUGUGUACUUGUAAUGGAUGCUCGUGUAACCUCAUUAAAAACUUUUUUAAAUCUCAACAAGAUGAAAGGUUGAUCCAUUUUCUGAUGAAGUUGGAUAAUAGGUAUGCAGCUGUUAGAACAAACUUCCUGAUGAUGAAUCCAUUGCCAACAAUUUCUGCUACUUAUAAUCUCUUAGUGCAGGAUGAAAGGAAAAAAGAGGUUUCAGAAGUUUAUAAGCAACACUCUGCCAUGGUGUUUUUAGCAGCAGAUGAAAAGAAGAUGGAUCAUUUAGGACAACAUAAGCAACAGUUCACUGGUAAUACUUCAAGAUUUCUGUACAGGAGGAAUACAACAAUGUAUUGUGAUCAUUGCAAGAUGCCUGGGCAUACUAUGGAUAGAUGCUACAAAAUCCAUGGUUAUCCACCAAAGUAUGGUUAUGGCAAAGGAGGAAAGAACAAAAGAAUUGCAGCUGUGGUUUAUGGUGAUAAAGACACUGAUGAAGAAGAUCAGAACACAACUCAUCUCACCAAAGCUCAAUAUGAUCAGUUUGUGAAUUUCAUGAAGCAAAACAAAUAA
Chenopodium quinoa (quinoa) is the source of this 1038-nucleotide messenger RNA. RefSeq lists its product as uncharacterized. The transcript has a single exon. NCBI's taxonomy places the organism in Eukaryota, Viridiplantae, Streptophyta, Magnoliopsida, Caryophyllales, Amaranthaceae. The record is from RefSeq and is a predicted model, not a curated record. Bases 1 to 1038 code for a protein of 345 amino acids.